UCAGACGUAGAAUAUAUUUUGGCUUACGACCCGUUCUUAAUGGAUGAAGUGACUAGAAAAACAAAAAUGUGGAUGGUGAAAGCGGAUGAAUUGCACGAGCUACCUAAAACUUACUUACAACGAACUACUAAUCUCCAUGGUUACACUCUUAACGUCAGCAUGUUCAGUGAUGUGCCUACAGCUUUUCUUCAGUAUGACAACGCCACAGGCAAGUGGAUCAGCAGAAGAAGGGACGGACGAGUUUUAAAUAUAAUUGCCAAGUACAUGAAUUUUACACCUGUAAUUAUACCACCGAAGCAGAACGAAAAAAUUGGGUACAAAUUGGAAAACGGCACUUUCACUGGCGCGAUGGCGGAUUUGAUCAGUAGACGCACCGAUAUCGCUGUGAACGAGAUAUAUUUAAAAUAUUACGGGACUGACGAAAUUGAGUUCACCAUGCCCGCAAUACGUAAUCAGGAGGUGGUGGUUCUUGUCCCGAAAUCGGCCAGACUUCACAUAUGGAUGGUGAUUUACAAAGCAUUGAGGCGUCUUCACUGGCAGUACGUUCUGGCGUCGUUCUUGUCUUGUGUUGUAGUGUGGUAUCUCUUAAGGAGAGCCGACGCUGGGCGUCACCUGAAGAGACGAUACGAAACAUCUUUCUUUACAAAUAUCCUUGAAAUGUUGGCCAUCUUUAUGAAUAUGCCACUGUCUUUUCUUACCAAAAUCAAGUCUUCGACUCAGAGACUCUUACUUUCUUCAUGCUUAAUUUUCAGUUGGUUUAUUAUGUGCAAUUUUCAGGGAUUAUUACUUGAUGUAGUAACUAACCCUCAUUUUGAUACGGACAUCGAUACGUUACAGCAACUGGACGAGGCAGGACUCUUCAUUUUCACAGAUAAUCCAAACCUUUUGGACACUUUCAACGGAUCAGAAACUAUGGAAAACUUAAGCGGUAAACUGGCUUACCGACAGGAUUCUCUCUUCGUUGUCAGUCGAAUGAAAAAGUACAAGAAUGUGUCACUGCUGUGCAGCAAGAAGAAAGCCACUUGGUUCAUGAGGCAUAAUGGCAACGGAAUGCUUCACAUUGUCGAAGAAGCGCCGAGGGUGUACUUCAUGUCGUACAUGGUGCCCAAGGGCUCGCCUUACCUACCGAGGCUUCACGUCUUGUUCGGUAGAAUCACACAGGCGGGCCUUGUGGAUAAAUGGGACGAUGCCACCAACUACGAAAUGAAAUUGGAAGCUGAGUUCGGUGACAGCGAAGAAUUGGAACUCCCUCAGUGGAGUUUGGGAAUGUCAGAUGUGGCUGUAGAUUUCAUAAUUUGGGCAAUUGGUCUUGUAGCAUGUGUUACUGUUUUUCUGGUUGAACUCUGCUUAUUUGCCACGGAACUGAAGGAAGGAAUGUCACAGGAAGAGAGGACGGGGCAGAUCGAUAAGAGGAUGAAGAAUGGGAACUGA
Messenger RNA from Zootermopsis nevadensis, 1431 nucleotides. RefSeq lists its product as uncharacterized. The record is from RefSeq and is a predicted model, not a curated record. Lineage: Eukaryota; Metazoa; Arthropoda; Insecta; Blattodea; Termopsidae.